AUGGAGCCAUGGAACCCAAGACCGGAUGGAAUCAUGGAACCCAACACCAGAGCGUCCCCAAAGCUCAUGACCACAGGGGAAACCAGACAGACAGUACCCGGAGUCCUCAGUCCUGUAGAGCAGACGGUCUUCAGCUCGGAUGAUGCUGCCUCGCUCUCCUCCUCCUCCUCCCCCCUCUCCCUGAUUGGCUCAGCCCGUGGUCCUUCCUCGUAG
Messenger RNA from Knipowitschia caucasica, 213 nucleotides. The record is from the annotation of a GenBank genome assembly. NCBI's taxonomy places the organism in Eukaryota, Metazoa, Chordata, Actinopteri, Gobiiformes, Gobiidae.